UCCCCAAAUCAGAACACGGUUGAAUAGGAAAGAAAUUAUAUUCCAAAUAACAAGAGUAGAUGGAAUUUUUACUUGAGAAGAUCCUAGAGUCUUAUUCAAGUAUCGACUAGCGCUGACUGGAUAAGAAUGAGCCAAUCAGCGUGCACCAACGCAAUCGUGCAUGGAACCGAAGUAGGUAAGGUGGAGUUCAGACCUUAGGUUUAGUGCUUGAAAAUGGAGCUCUAUUAAAAUCUGUCAGGAAUAUCACUCAGAUAGUUAAUAGUUAGCUGGACUGCUGUGGAAUUAGUUAGUUAAGUGUUCUACUCGGGUUGAGUAACCAGAACUAGACAGUUAAACUAAUAAAUGACUGCCGUGUAGUUGCUCACUACGGGCCUUUACUUUAGAAAUGACAAAGUGAAAUUAGAUAUAAUUUUGAGUCUGAACGUAAUUUCAUUAGACUGAUGUGUCGACCUCUGAUCACUUCAGUUUCUACGAGGAAACCCCCUUGCGGCCUUUGUAGAAGAUUCAACUUCACUAACAAGAUCUCAAGGUCUUCCGAUAAUAAUUCAAUGCUUAACGGAUGCUCAGUUAAAACAAAUCGUAGAAAAACACAUUUCGAAUUUCUAAUCUUAAUAACCGAAAUUGCUUCUCUUCCCCUUAUGCUUCAAUACUGAAAUAAUUGAAUAAAAAAUAAAACAUCUUAGUAGCCUAUGUCGACUGUUUAUAUCCACUGGUUUUGGUUUCGUUAAUAGUUUUUUUCCACUUAUCUGAAAUAAAUAUAGUGACCUGAAACUGCUACGUAAUUUGACUUGAUGUUUAACUCUCGUUUUUUGUUACUUUUCGCUAAUCAUUCUUCUCACCUAUCGUGGACUUCAAUGUCGUCAAAUGUAUUUAUCUACUUUUUAUUAUUUUUAGCUCCCAACUUGGAUGGCAGAUAGACUUACUGAGCUACAAGACGCGAUUAAUUUACAAGCUGAAAAUUUGUGCAACGCAAUCGGUGUAAUACAACAAGUCGCUCAACCCAGUUUCUUUUCCGACUUUAAUUGGGCUUCUAGGUCUGCUAAACCAGAAUACCAGGCAUUUAUCCAAGCUCAACCAACUGACGAUAUUGCUCGGAGUUUUGCUGUUGCGAUUUCUGCUACCGCAAAGCAACUGGAUGCAUUGAUUGGAGCUCUGCCUGAAGAAGAAGCCAGUGCAGACAUUCAACGUGCUACUGUUCACAAACUUUUAGAAGCUUACAGAUCUGAAGGAGCGAAACUUGCGCGUAUCACAACUAAACUUGAGUCAAGGUUGGCUGAAAAUCAGAGGUGUAUAGAGAAUUUUAUGGAAGCUAAUCCUAACCUGUCGUUAAACAACGACUCAAGUUAUGAGGCUCCUGACUACAUAUAUUCAUCAUCACCACCACCAUCGUCUAUUUCCUGGCUCACUUAUUUAACUAUCAUAUUCCUUUUUAUUCUAUUCUUUCGACUAUGCUUUACAUUCGGUAUUGUGGAUAGAUUACAUGCUCUUGUUAAUUUUAUUUUGGCAAUAUCCACACCAUCUGGUCGUAAACGUCGAGCUCUACGCGCUAAGUGUGUUGAAGAUCUAGGAAACUUACGAACUCAAUUGAAAAGCGUACAUAUGGUGGAUGAGUUUGCUACUUAUUCGAAACUAGAACGAAAGAUAAAAUUAUUGGAACGUCAGUUGGACUCCUUGGCCCCUGAAACUCUUGUUGGAUCAAUGGUUCGUCAAGUCGGUAUCUACAUUGGAUUAUAUGCAAUCGAAGCAAUAUUUAUGGCUUAUCUGAUUUCACAUUCUCCAAUUGAGACAAUUUCACCGGCAACACUACAAUCUCUCAUGAUAACUAAUCAUUCAAUGAAAGAUAUCACUAUUUUUAUCUGUCAAGUAAUAUCAUAUAUACCUGUAAAAAUUUUAGUGAUAUGUUGGAUUAUUUUAUGUCGGUUAACUAUUGGACCAGCAGUAUCUAAAUUAGGAAAUAAAUUACAACAACAACAGCAAUCUCAAAAUCAACACUCAAAUGUUGAGUCCACUAAUAAUAUGGCAACUACUGUAUCCACUACUAAUUAUUCUGUGCCCAAUACAUCAUCCUGA
This is a messenger RNA of Schistosoma rodhaini, 2070 nucleotides long. The record is from the annotation of a GenBank genome assembly. Lineage: Eukaryota; Metazoa; Platyhelminthes; Trematoda; Strigeidida; Schistosomatidae.